Messenger RNA from Haliotis rufescens (red abalone), 5572 nucleotides. RefSeq lists its product as uncharacterized. The transcript has 24 exons. The record is from RefSeq and is a predicted model, not a curated record. Gene Ontology annotation, biological process: signal transduction. Lineage: Eukaryota; Metazoa; Mollusca; Gastropoda; Lepetellida; Haliotidae. Gene Ontology annotation, cellular component: cell surface. The coding region runs from base 1 to 4674 and encodes 1557 amino acids.
AUGAUAUCGAAGACAAAUACAUUGUCAUUUUGUCUCACAUUAGUUCGCUGGUGCUCCAUUUUGGCUCAUCCAAAGAAUGGGAAGGUGAACUGUCUUCAGGGGCGGAAGUUCGGAGACACAUGCAAGUAUUCCUGUGACAAAGGCUAUAAUCUGGUUGGAUCAGGACAAACUACUUGCAAGAUCAACGGCGGAUGGUCGACACCGCCUCCGACCUGUAGAGUAAAAUCGUGCAGUGCUUUGAUUCCUCCAAGGAAUGCAGCCAAGUUUGAGUGUGACAAUGAAUGGUUUUAUGGGAGUGUGUGCCAGCUGAAAUGUGACCGAAACAGAGGAUACGCUGCAACAAAAGCACGAGUCGCUAAGUGCGGUGAACAAGGCUGGUCCACAGCUGAUUUCGAAUGCGCAGAUGUGGAGCCCCCGGUUUUCCUCAGUUGUCCAUCACAGAAGAUACACCAGACAUUUGACCCUUCCAGUACUCUCACAGGGGUGAUAUGGCCGAAAAUAACGGUAUCGGACAACUCUGGUCAACAGGUGACCAUGACACCAACGUCUGCCCACGCGGUGACAAGCAUCGGCGGCAGCUUCCCAGUUGGAACACAUAUAGUGCGGUUUGAUGCCAAGGAUGCAGCUGGCAACAAGGCAACGCAGUGCAUCUUCGUCGUUGUUGUUGAAAGGGUUGAGUGUGACCCUCCGACCUUGAAUGGAGAAUACAUUGACACUCCCAACUGUUUUCCUCCAUUUGAUGUUGGCAAACAAUGCCGAGUUGAGUGUGACCUGGCGCUCCCACUGAGAGGGAGGAAAUACAUCACCUGCAGCAUGGACACAGGAAGUAACCCUGCUACUACAUUCUGGGACUGGGGGCAGAAGGAAUCUCCACCGUUGAUAAAACCAUAUUGCCAAGUGGAUAUGUGUAAGAACCUUACGGCGCCAAAGAACGGCGCUAUUUCCUGUGGGUUCUGGACUGGACAGCGGCUCUGCAACGUACACUGUAACGCCAAGUACGACAUUCCAGACCGAACCGAUUAUGAAUUCAGAUGUUAUGGUGUCGCUCAAAAUCCUCCAACGUGGCAUCCAGGUGUCUACCGUCUACCACACGAAUGUACAUCGUUUACUAAACUUCCGUUCAACAAACGACGUCUACCGGCAUACCUAACUUAUGAUGGACCUUGCAACAGUGCCAUUGAUGACAUUAAACUGGGAUUCAUUGCCCAAGCACAAAGCGUUACAAGUCGCAUAUGUUCUGGGACAGCGGCACCGCACUGUAACGUCAACAACGUGCAGGUUUAUUGUGGAGGAACAAGGAAAAGACGGUCACUUCCAGCAGGGAUCCGGCGUUCACGACGAUCAACCACAAACUACAUCGUCUUUGACAUCGACGUUGAAGUAGCGGCAACACCGGGCCUAUCGAAUGAUGAACAAGUCAACAAAGCCAGAAGCACUCUUGAUAACGUCUUCCAAGAAUUGAAUAAAGACCGUGAGUUUCAGGUAAACGGAAAAAUGAUUUCCCCAUCAGGACUUACCAAGCGGCCAGAAAAAGAACUCUGUCAGAAUGGAUACGUGAAAAGCAAAACCUCUGGAUCAAAUUGUGUUCCAUGUCCAAAAGGAAUGUAUUAUCGCCGGGAAAAUUGUGACUUGUGUCCCCUUGGUCACUAUCAGGACAACACAGGGUCAACUGAGUGCAAGAAGUGUCCGGCAGGUUAUACCACUCUCCAGCAGGGCAGCUUUAACGCAAGUCAGUGUAAAGAAAUGUGCAAGCCAGGCUAUUUGUCGGCUAAUGGUUUGAGUCCAUGUUCACCCUGCCGCCGAGGACGUUAUCAACAUGAAUAUGAACAGAAGUCAUGUAUACAAUGUCCCAUUGGACUCACCACAGAGAAGGUGGCGUCCUCAUCUCAAUCGCAAUGUAUUUCCUACGAUGUCAGUAUGGAGGGCCCUGUAAAUGUCAACAUGUCCCCAGGCUGCAAAUCUGAACUUGGAAUGUUCACCUUUGGUAUGUGGGUCAAGGUCGAUUCAAAGGGCAAUCGUAUCAAAUUUGAGAUGUUCCUGGGAGACACCGUCUCCUUCUCCGUGUCAUUAUCAUCUGACAUUGAAGUAUCAACAGGAAGUAACAACAUCAUCAAGAAAAAUGUUCUGUCAACCUCUUGGGUACAUGUGGCCUUCACUUGGACCACAAAUAAUGUAACUAUCUUCAGAGGCGGUGAUCAAAAUCAUCAUCAACAAUUUUCUUCUUCCGUUUCUGUGAUCCAGCCCAAGACAAGGAUGAGAAUAUCAGUCGAGGACCAAGUCACUGUUCAACUCAAGAGUUUGGCGUUGGUGUCGUCAGUUGAUCCAACCACUAUUGCAACCCUAGCCGGAUCGUGCGAGGCAAUGUUGCCAAACACUAUAUUUUCGGUUGGAAACCUCAACAUGACUUAUCUCGACCGGGUUCUGGAGGUUAUUCCAUCUUCAUGCCGAGAAAUCGACCCAUGUGAGGGAUUCUGUGGCUCAUUUGGGAGGUGCUCUUUGAACGCAACCAUGGAGCCACAGUGUGAGUGCAGUGGAGGGUACACAGACCCUCGGUGUCUGACCCCGCCAGACAAGUGUGAAGACAACGACUGUGCUCAGGGCUCAACAUGUCUGGCAGGACUGGGGGAAGGGUCCGAGUACACUUGUGCUUGUCCUCCUGGAUUUACUGGAAAGCUGUGUGAUGAUGAACAGCCGGAUGGUGAAUGGGGCAUGUGGGACGAUUGGGGGACGUGCUCCGUGACGUGUGGGCGUGGCCAUAAAACAAGACAUCGCUUCUGUGACAGCCUUAAAGACGGUAGCAAACCUUGUGUGGGCAACUACAUAAACACAGAAAUUUGUAACGCCGAACCUUGUCGAGUCUGCCACAAAGAGUAUCUUCUAUAUAGCCGGGAUAUCACCGACGUGAAGUGCACAACAGAUAGCGGUGACGUAAUGAGAUGUCACAGUAAAUGCCGACUUGGUUUGGUAAUGUUCCACCCUGGCAUGAAGUAUACUUGCAAAGAAAGAGAGUGGACGCCAGGACGGGUCAUACAGUCAUGUGCAGAACCUGCAUCUCCUGCCACCGUCCAGUUGAAAUAUAAUGUAGUUCACCGACAAAGGGUAGCCUCUCUGAAGGAAUCACUCUCUGGGAUCGCCAAGAAUUUUGCAUGUGUGACAAACGGGGUUUGUAAAUGGCAUGUUACCGUCCUGGAUUGUGAUGACGAUACAACCGUGUGUGCAGAUAAUUCAGGUGUGCAACUGGGUAUUCUGACUCUCGACAUUGACAUUGUACCCGGUGCCGUUGAUGUCUCACCGAUGCAGACUAAUCAAGACCUUGGCUCCAUCAGUGAAACUCUGCUUUCUUCCGACGGUGGAUUCACGCACGAAAAUAACGAACUUAACACUCCAGCCCACCGUGACCUUGAAAUAACAAUGCAUCAAGGUCAUAUGAUGGUGCAGCCAUACGGACACGAGAAGAGCGGGAUAGAAGUUACUGGGGGACUGGAGCCAAUCACUGCCGCUUGGGAUACCCUGGAUAAAGCCAACUGGGAAGUCAGGUCCGGGGGUUACAGGAACUUCACAGUCGGAGACAAGGAACCCUAUCUGAUGGUCGAACAAAAUGUCACGUGUGCUGCUGGUCGUGUUCCGGGGGGAUUAUACUGCUUGAAGUGUCCCAUUGGUACUUUCUACUCUGAUGGCAUGUGCGAGGAAUGUCCCAUUGGCUUCUACCAAGAACACUCCGGACAGCUGGACUGUACGCCCUGCCCGGGGUUUGCUACAACUCCCGACACAGGGAUUCCAUACCACACCAUGUGUCUCGCUAUCGAAUCUCCUCACCAGUACCUACUGGUGGCCAAUGGUCAAAACACACUGACCAAGAGUCACCUGACAUUCCAAAAUGAGAGUAUUAUUAACCUCCCCGACAUCACCGGUAGUGUAACGCAUCACGUCUACAGCGCCGCUGACAACUUCAUCUACUACAGCACGCAAUCUCCAGCCUCCAUUAGAAGAAUCCGAUGGGAUGGAAAUUGGAAGCUUACGAUCAUCAAGCUGAAAGGUGAAGAGGUUACAGGAUUGGCUGUGGACGAGAGGUCAGGACUUGUGAUCUAUACCCUGCGCACUGGCUCCCUCAGGGCAGUGACCUCUGACCGGUACACCGAAGAUGACAUGGUGAUACUAGAUGGACUCAGUGACCCCCGUGACCUUGUCCUACAUCAAGAAAAAUUCAUGAUGUACUGGUCAGAGGGGCAGACAAUCCAGCAGUACCGUUAUGGCAACGACUCGAGAACUUUACUCAAGAACACUGGACAAGACGUUCUUGGUCUUAGGCUCAACCCAGAAGUUGACAGACUGAUGUGGUACAGCAAUGGACAACUCAUGAGCUGCGACACCGACGGUGAUGACGUCACAAAUCUUGUGGACAACGCAAGUCCGCUUUUUGGUCUCGUGAACGACUACUACUUCUAUGCCAAUGAAACAGGACUGUUCAGAGUCAAUGCUGACGGUGUUACACGCGCGCAAGUGAUGUCGUUGACAUCACCUCCAACCAGCGUCUCCGUCAUCUCCACCAACCAACAGGAUUGGGGACCUCUUAAAUGUCGUGUCGAUGUUCCUGAUUGUGAGGCGUGUUGGCAGAUCGAUCGCUUCGAGACCAAAUGUUUGGGGACUAACGAGAACCAAUCUGACGCAGUAUAAUUAUUGACAUAUACAAUGUUCGCACAGAUUUAACAGUAAAGUUAAAGGCGUUUUGUGAAAAAGGAAUAUUUUAUGUUUUGGUGUGAACUGAAAAGGUCCUUCAAUGAAACCUUGAAAAGAACACGCAGAUGCGUAAAUCAGGUUACUAGUAGUUGAAAGGUUCAGGGCAACGACAAAGCCAUUGUUUACUUGUUCAAUUUGUUUACUUCAGUCAGUGCAUGGAAUGAAAUGUUCUGGGCGUGAAUAUUGUUGAUAAUUUACAAAGUUGUAUGUAAUGUCUACAUUUAAAAAGAUGUUCUCCGACAUGCGCUUAAAAAAGUAGGCAAACACGUGUUUGAGUUUCCUAAGAUCCGUGCGAACUUUGUAACAAACAUCCUUAAAUUGUAUAUUUUGCCAGGCUUUCUGAAUUUAUUGUAUCAAAUAAUUACUCUCUCUUUUUUGAGUGUAACAAUUGAAUUUGAUUCGAAUGCUUCAGAGUAAUUCACAACCUACAUUUUGUUUUGUUUAAUGAGUAGGAACUGGGCUAUUAAUUGGCUAUAAAUUAAUGCAUUAUACUUAACUUUCGCUAUGGGGUGUUUGUUUGUCCAUUGACUACCACACCAAGGGUUGAAAUAUGUAAACAGUAAAACGAUCAUGAUCUUUGUACGUUCUAUUAAAAACAUGAAACAAUGAAUGCAUAGUUACAUAUUUCAACAUUUCCAUGUGUAGAACUUCUGUUUCGUCAAAUAUAAAAUUUGGCAUUGUUUUAACAUGACCGUUUCGAUGAUUGUCUUUGGUUGGUAUAAAUUCAAAGUGUCCUCACAUUUGUUGUUUAUCAUUAUGUUUACUGCAUGGUUUAUGUACAAUGGCAUGCAUAUUUCAUAUGAUUCUGUGACAGGAUAAAACGUUUGUUUCAAUA